Molecule: messenger RNA, 3207 nt
Organism: Eimeria necatrix
Lineage: Eukaryota; Apicomplexa; Conoidasida; Eucoccidiorida; Eimeriidae
Source: RefSeq, a predicted model, not a curated record
AUGGGGAGGAAGAAGCGCCACAAUACAUGGGGGGGACACCACAACGGCAGCGUGGAAGGCACCAGCGGCGACAUCAGCGCUACUGCCUGCAGCCAUACACAAAGUGGCGACUCCAGCCCACAGAACCAUGCCAGGGCUGCGGAGGCCACUACGGCUAGUGCCAGAGUGGUAGAGAAUGCUGGGAGCAUGCCACGUACCAUCAGCAAGAGCAGCAGGAAACGUGGCUCCUGCGGUGACACAGAUAGCGACGACGAGAUUAACAUCAACAACAGUAGCCGCAGAAGCAGCCGAAGCACAAAUGGCAUCAGUGCCAUCUUUCUGAGUGAUACGCUGAUUCGCGAAUUGGUAUUCGAGGACUUUUCCCGUGCCUCUCCAUGGGAGAUGUUGCAGCACGAGCUCUCGGUCACUAUUGGCCGUUUCCCCAUUGUUGCUGCUCGCCGGCGUUACCUACGUCAAGUCGCAGUUGCAAAUGCACAAUCAAUGGUGCCAGAAUCUGGUGUUCCACAUACUGGCGCAGGCAUGCACAUACCUGAAGAGAGCCAUAGCAGCUGGCACGCCUGCGCAGUACCGCCUCUGCAGAUUUCCUGCCAGUGCCUGUCACCGAAACAACAGCAAGAACAGCGACGCUGUGCGAUAUCUCUGCAGCAGUUCGCCCCUCUAGUGCUUCAGACUGUUCUUUGCACUGCACAGCAUCUUAAGCAUGCUCUAGACCUCUCCCAAACAGAACAGGGGCAAUUGUUGAGAGUCACAUAUACGUGCGCUGCGCCUUUUCCGGAGCUCUGCUGCACUUGCAUUGACAAGAAUAGCAGCGAUGCUGCUCUACACUCAACUCUAGAGGAACAGCGGUUUGCAGAGGACCAUGGCAUCUCGAGGUCCGCGGUAGCCAGCAACUUAUACGACAGCAGCGGCGAUGAAGAGCUGCGCUGCGGCACUUGCGCCGCGUGUAUUCUUCGAUGGGAACAACUCUUCCCCAGCCGCGCAUCAUUUGUGCAGCGCAACUUUGGUGUUUCGGAGUUCUUGCUGGUCGAAGCUAUACGCCAACCUAUUGGCACAGCAACAGACGGGAAGCAUGAUACAGCAGUAGCACCAGGAGCGUCUACUGGCUCACUGCGCGUUCCAAAGCACGCAGCGAGGGCGGCCCUUGCAGCCCUUGGACUGGCGUCACGCGCAGUGCAGUACUGCCCAUACGACUGCACAGAAGAUCAACUGGAUCAAAUCCAGCUGCAUCAGACUCUAAAACGGCUGCCCAUGUUCUUCCUGCACUUACCGCUACACGAGGAUUGCAUCGGCUCUCAGGUUUUGCAGUCCCAGAGGAACAGAAAUCCAGCUCACGCAGUGAAUUCAACAACAGCGCUGCCCGUUGUCGUGACAGGCAAGACAGAACAGAGUGAAGAAGAAGCACCCAGCGACGCCACCGAAACAGGACCACUUUUCAUCAGGGAGUAUGAGUCUCGUUCUCUCAAUUCUACAUUUGCCUUUUGCGACGCGACAAGUAAGUUUACUGAGGCAAGUGCAGUCUUGCGACUGUGCGUACCCAGCCAAAACUCCAGCUUCUUCUUCCAGUAUUUGCUUUCUGCAGAAUUCCUUCAUUUGCUUCUGCCUCAACUGGGCGCUAAGAUGAGUUCGAAUAUGCAAAAUCAAGAGAGGCACCACAUAUUAUCCUUGCUACAGCGAUUGGCGGUCGCAGCACAAUACACGUACUAUCUCCCUAGCCCUUGGCAUCAUACGUGGCCCGCUGAUUACGAAGACACGCAUACAACAGCAGCUCUUCAACUCGUCCCCGAAGACUGGUGGUUGGAGCAGUCACAAAGCACUUGCGGUAAAGGUAAUGACGGCAGCAGCGACUGUGCCGGGAUCAACAGAAGCAUUAUAAGCGGAUGGCAUGAAGUCGCUGCAGGCGCUGCAGCUCCGCUUGCUGGCUUGGACAGCAGUGUUGCGCUUUCAGCAGACACCCUGCUGCAGCUGCUUCUAUUGCAGGUGUGUCCCCUACAGGAUCUACACGUAAUCUGGUGUUCUCCAUUCCGGCCCCUACGGGACUUCUGGUGCAGCAGCCACAGAAGAACUAGGCCGCUUGCUGCCGCAUUUGACUGCCGGCUGAGGCUGACCCUGCAUCAAUCAGUAUUCGGAGCUUAUGAGAACUUUCUGGAGCGCCACAACCAAAAAGUAACGGCGGAGCAGCGGCUGUACUCCCUGUGCUUCCUGCAAAGUGACGAAUGGCGGCAGUGCUGCGGCAUUACGAGUCGAAUUCACCAGCUGAGCGUUCUGCUGAUCGCCUGUAGCAACAACAACAGCAAUAGCAAGGCUAUCAACCAGGACCCCUUUGUAUCACUAAGCCCAGAUAUCAUUCAAGAUAUCGAGCGCAGUAGAAGCCGGCACAGGCAGCGCUUCAGCAUGCGCUCUGUUGGGGAUAAAGCUGCAAGCAAGCGCAGCAGAAGAAAUGCCGGCCCCAACGACAGCAGCGUAUGCAGCGGCAGCAAUGACACGAGCGAUGAUAGUACUACACAAGAAACGAGAGCAGCGGCUAUUGAGGCAAAAGUGCAACAGCUGUUCAGACCUAUGACGCGACAGCAGCAGCUGCUAAUACAUGAACAGCAGGCCAAGCGACUACUUUUGACUGGUAGCAACAAAUGCCUUCAAUGCAGUUGCUGCAGCAGUGCCUGCAGUUGCUGUGGGCUCGACUUGGCAUUCGGCCUCCUUUGGGGCAGUAGCAGCGGUAGCAGUUUUUUCGCUGAGCUGGCGCUUUUUGCAGGGGAGCAACAGAGGCUUGACCUGCUGCAGGAGUUCUGGCGGAAAGUUGUAAUGCAACUUCGCUGGAUGUGGGACAGGGGGCUGCUGCUGCCACGUGUGGUUUCCGGCAUAACUGCGGCAGUGGCUACAGCGUGCGCAGCAUCUCCAGCAGAUAUUGUAAAUGAGAGCCAGCCGAGGAGCGCUUUAGCAGCAGGAGGUGGCAUUUCUUGCUGUCCUGAUGGCCCAGCAGCACUGCCGGACUUCUGCUGCUGCUCGUUACAACAGCUAACGCAGCAGCUGAAUUGUGCGGUGCAGCAGCAGCGCUUGCAGUGGCUGUUGCAGGAUAAGCCCGAAGAGCAGCAGCAGCAGCCGUUUGAAUCUCUCCGUUUUGUGCUGCCUCCACCUCCAGGUCUGGCCGACCUCCACGAGCCCAUCAUCCCAAUUCUUCCCCCAAUCACAGAGGCAAGCUUUUCUGUAUAG